CAUUAACUAGUUCUGUGAAGACCAAUGAGCGUCACCGAUGAGAUGACGACUCCCUAAAGGUAUGUUGCCCUGGCCGGAUGAGAUGCACCUGCAACAACAGAGCACUUAACACUAAACCGAUCAGCAGAGCUUCAGAGCUCUGUGGGACAAACUGCCGAUUUUUUUUUUAUAAACUUGGUCGCACUACAACAGAAAGACAUCCUGGGUCCACUCCGUGCCGGCGUCGCAGAGCAGAUGGACCAGGUAUCCAACCGGUCAGGAGUGGGCAGUGAUUAUAUAACAGAUGAGUCAGCAUCUGUCAGGUGGAGCUCUGAUGAAGAAGAGAGCUCCGAGCCUCAGGGACAGUGUCUCGCGGCACCUCAAGCUCCUCUGCCGACCUACAAACAGAGGUUGGAGGAUUUUAGGAAGUUGUUCAAAGAACUGCCAGAGUCAGAGAGACUCAUAGUGGACUACCCAUGUGCCCUCCAGCGGGACAUCCUCCUUCAGGGACGCCUCUACCUCACAGAGAACUGGCUCUGUUUCUACAGCAAUGUGUUUCGAGGAACGAAGAUUACCCUGACUCUGAAAGACGUCAUUACUAUGACGAGAGAGAAAACGGCUCGUCUGAUUCCAAAUGCCAUCCAGGUCUGCACGAGCACUGAGAAGUUCUUCUUCACUUCCUUCUCGGCAAGAGAGAAAAGUUACCAGGGUGUUUUCCGCAUGUGGCAAAACACACUAUUGGACAAGCCUCUGACUCGCUCUGAGUUGUGGCAGAUAAUUAAACAGCAUUAUGGGCACCUGGGCCUGAGCCAUGAAGACAUGGAGAGCUUAAAGUUUUCAGCGGAUUCAAGCAUGCAGACCAGCCUGACAGCGAGGCCUGGUGGCGAUGACGGUCUAUGGAGGCUCGAACGCCCUCCUUCCCUUCGCCUCCCUGGGAUGGAGGGCGGGCCUUUAGAGACCUCCACUCCUCAAGGGGAGGACUUUCCUUCCCUUCUUGGCUCACAGAACUCUCCCAACCUGCAGGAAGACUCUCGCAGCACCCCAUCACAGCGGCGCAGCCCUGCUCCCUCGCUGGACCGCCUUGCCCCAGAAAAGGUCUCCAAACACUCCUCGCUUUCUCUCGACAUGAACGCCAACAAGAACACGUCAGAGCCGAGCGGUUCAGAAAGCAUCGAGGACGUGGAGGAGCGAGUGGGUUUGUCCGAGGUGCAUGGUCGACUUUAUCUGAACAAGGUGUUCCACAUCAGUGCCAGCAAGAUGUUUGAGCUGCUCUUCACCGACUCCAGCUUCAUCCGCAGGUUCAUGAACAUCAGGAAGACAACCAACGCCAGCUUUACUUCUUGGCAAAAAGAUGCUUUGGGGAACAUGAAGAGGAGUCUGAACUACACGAUUUCCAUCAGCAACCCUCUGAUUGGCAAGUUAUCCACUGCUACAGAGAACCAGAUACUGCACAAAGAAUCCAGAGAAGGUCAAUAUUACCUCAUAGACUCCGAGGUGUACACUCACGACGUUCCCUAUCACGAUUACUUCUACACUCAAAACCGAUACUACAUUAUAGGUAACUCGAAGCGGAAGUGUCGACUAAGGGUCUAUACAGAUGUGAAAUACAAGAAGCAGCCAUGGGGCCUGGUCAAGUCCUUCAUCACCAAAAACUCCUGGAGCGGCAUAGAAGAAAAUUUUAGACAGCUUGAAGCAGAACUGCUGGAGGAGGAAGCGGAGAUUAAUCAAGCAGGUGGAGACGGUGGAAAGAUGGGUGGGCUUCGGAGGAGGAGGCGGACUUAUAGCCGGACUAUGCCAGAGCACAUGAAGCCCAACAAGCAGUACGGGCAAGACCCCGAACAGCACAGAGAUGGCAACAUGGGCCCCAUAGAAAUGAACGGCCCGCACAGAUGGAACACCACGACAAUAAUAGCUGGGAUGAGUGUGAUUUUGCUUAUUCUGACGGUGAUGAAUCUGGGUCUGUUUUUGAAAUUGUGGGCCAUGGAGGAUGUAGCCCACCGCAUGUACCUGAGCACAAAGCAUCGGCUGAAGGAGCAAAGUGAAGCUAGCAGCUUGACCUCUGAAUAUGGGCCCAAACAGAGACUAGGGUUAAGAGAGGAUGCAGAACUGUUAAAAACUGUACUGCAGGACUCCAUCAACCUUUUAGAACAGCUCCGCAGCUCUCUGGUGGUGCUGCAGCAGAACUUUGCUAUGGCCAAUCGCACAGCAGAACCACAGUGAUGCUAGACACAGGGCGACUACAGAGGGCCUGUCCCAGCCCUGUGCAGGAACAAAAAACUGCAGUAGUGAACUGCCUCUGAGGAAAUCCCGGGAGGCAGUGACGUUGCCGUGACGAUGUCUCCAGACCCGUGACAUGCCAUGUGUUGCCAGGGGAUGUCCCAAACCCUAUGCCGGGGCAUCAGGUGCAGGGAUUUUUAUUUAUUUAUUUUUAAAGCUGUGUAUUGACUACUGCGAGGACAACGUUGCAUCAGAGUCAGAGACAUGUAGAGCAGCAGGUUUAGAUUUCUGUAGGGUGCUAUUGUCAGCUCACUUUGCUCGCUACUUUUUCACUCUUUCCUUUUUAAUUGGAUUUCAGAGCCUCAUGCCACACCAAGUGAGCUAUUGGAAAUGCUUUUUAUUUUCGUUUUAUUCCAGGGAACUGAAUCAAUAUUAUUUAAAACUAUGUUCUCUAUUUACAUGUUUGCACAUAUUUUAAUUUUUGCACAAGUGCCUAUUACAUUGACUGUGAUAUAUUUUGGGAUUUUUUUUUUCUUCUUUUCAAUAAAAACUGUAGAAUCAGUGACUCAAAUUUAAAGGUCUGUCCUCUCUUUUGGAGUCAUGAUAAUGCAUUUUAAUACUACAUGUAAACUGCAGGAGUGACUACAACAUUAAAUUUACAAGUUGCAAAUAGGAAAAUAACCUUUCACUAUUACUGAUACUAAUACUGUACCUGAGCCAAAUCUGGUGUGCAAAGGAUACUGAUGUGUUUUUUAAACCAAAUAUUCAAUACAUAUUUUAUUAAUUUUCCUCAUUCACUUGUACAUGUUUAAUCACAGUUUCAUGUACAGUACUUUUUUUUUCUACACUGAACCAAUUUUAGGUGUAUUUUUGUAGGGUAAAUGAGACUAUCUCAGGUUAUUUCAGGACCAUGCUCUCACACUGUCAACACUAGAUGCAAGUUUGUUCUAUGAUUCCCAACUUGACAUGAACACUAUUUUUCUUUUUAAUCAAGUGUUAGUGAUGCACCACUAAAACCCUAAAAACCUUGUUUGAUGUUUACAGAUUUGCCAUCACUGUUUUCUGUGUGCAUAACCUUUUUCAGAUGUUCUAACUUUAGACCACUUCUGCAAGUGACCACUUGUUUAAACUUGGUACCUGUUUUGUACAUUUUAAGCCGUACUGCAAUUCACUGUUAAAAUAAACAAGGUUUCUUUCCC
Etheostoma spectabile (orangethroat darter) is the source of this 3395-nucleotide messenger RNA. It is a transcript of the gene gramd1c, whose product is annotated as GRAM domain containing 1c. The coding region runs from base 235 to 2199 and encodes 654 amino acids. The record is from RefSeq and is a predicted model, not a curated record. Gene Ontology annotation, molecular function: cholesterol binding; cholesterol transfer activity. The transcript is spliced from 18 exons. NCBI's taxonomy places the organism in Eukaryota, Metazoa, Chordata, Actinopteri, Perciformes, Percidae. Gene Ontology annotation, biological process: intracellular sterol transport. Gene Ontology annotation, cellular component: endoplasmic reticulum membrane; endoplasmic reticulum-plasma membrane contact site; plasma membrane.